Molecule: messenger RNA, 1978 nt
Organism: Xenopus tropicalis (tropical clawed frog)
Lineage: Eukaryota; Metazoa; Chordata; Amphibia; Anura; Pipidae
Gene: map2k4
Product: mitogen-activated protein kinase kinase 4
Exons: 12
Coding region: 21-1217 (398 amino acids)
Biological process (GO): cell surface receptor signaling pathway; cellular response to stress
Cellular component (GO): cytosol
Molecular function (GO): transferase activity; protein kinase activity; ATP binding
Source: RefSeq, marked provisional
AACACAGCACCGUCAACAGCAUGCAGGGUAAACGUAAAGCACUGAAGUUGAAUUUUGCCAACCCGGCCUUCAAAUCGACAGCAAAAUUCACCCUGAACCCCACUAUUCCAAGUACCCACAUGAUGCACAAACUGGACGCUAUCAGAAAUCUUGAGACGACGUACCCAAAACAGGAUUUGCGGACAUCUGGCGGGAAGGCGUUAAGCACAAAUGAACAGGCAACAAAAAACCGGCUAGAGAGACUGAGGACGCACAGUAUUGAAUCAUCUGGAAAAUUAAAGCUCUCUCCAGAACAACAUUGGGACUUCACAGCAGAAGACUUAAAGGACCUGGGGGAGAUUGGCCGCGGUGCUUACGGCUCUGUCAAUAAAAUGAGCCAUACCCCUAGCGGGCAGAUUAUGGCUGUUAAGAGGAUUCGCUCCACAGUGGAUGAGAAAGAGCAGAAGCAGCUCCUCAUGGAUCUGGAUGUGGUGAUGAGGAGUAGCGACUGCCCGUACAUAGUCCAGUUCUACGGAGCGCUAUUCAGAGAGGGUGACUGCUGGAUCUGCAUGGAGCUCAUGGCUACCUCGUUCGACAAGUUUUACAAAUAUGUAUAUAGCUCUUUAGAUGACGUUAUUCCAGAGGAGAUCUUAGGCAAAAUCACUUUAGCGACUGUGAAAGCCUUAAAUCAUUUAAAAGAAAACUUGAAAAUCAUUCACAGAGACAUCAAACCUUCCAAUAUUCUCCUGGAUACAAACGGAAACAUCAAACUGUGUGACUUUGGCAUUAGCGGGCAGCUGGUGGAUUCCAUUGCCAAGACCAGAGAUGCCGGCUGCAGACCUUACAUGGCACCAGAAAGAAUAGACCCAAGUGCGUCCCGACAGGGAUACGAUGUCCGCUCCGACGUGUGGAGCCUCGGGAUCACGCUAUACGAGUUGGCCACAGGCCGCUUUCCCUACCCCAAGUGGAACAGUGUGUUUGAUCAGCUGACACAGGUUGUGAAAGGGGACCCCCCGCAGCUCAGCAACUCGGAGGAGCGGGAGUUCUCCCCCAGCUUCAUCAGUUUCGUUAAUCAGUGCCUUACCAAGGACGAGUCAAAAAGACCAAAAUACAAAGAACUUCUGAAACACCCUUUCAUCCUGAUGUACGAGGAGCGCACGGUGGAGGUGGCGGGGUACGUGGGUAAGAUCCUGGAGCAGAUGCCGGCCUCCCCCAGCUCCCCCAUGUACGUCGAUUGAUGCCGCCGUCACGCAAAUGCCUAGCGACAAGGGCUGCGAGCGAAGCCAGACGCAGAGAGAUCCCACCUCUCCCCCCAUUGGCUGUCGGCGACCGGCCGCCUCCCUCCCUCGCGCCACGUGCAAUAAGAUCGGUGUUCGUUUCAUUUCCCUUCCAUCGUGUCUGUGUGCUACCGUCACAUGUCAAUCUUGCCCCUCCCCCUUUCCACUUAAAGGAACAGCUCACCCUGCCUGGGUCAGCGGGACGCGCACCCUAUUCCUAACAGGGUUUUUUCUUGGGGGGGGGGGGGGGGUAUAUAAAAAAAAAAACAAAGCCUAGAUGCUGCAUGGAUCAGUAAGAGAGACCUGGCGCCAUCGUACCACCCGUUACCCUGUCCCGCAGGGGGGCAAAGAAUAUGAAUUAUAUAAAUAUAUAUAUUUUUUAUUAUUUUUAAAAAAUGGAAAUAAAAAGUACUUUUUUUUUUUUUUUUUUUCAUUUACUUUAUUUUUUUUGGUUUUGUCGGGGGGGCGGGGAUUCCUUCACAAAGUGCAAUAGAUCAAACCGAUUCUCCGCCAGGCGGUCAUGUGACGGAUCCUGUUCUGGACGCUUUUUAUUGGUCGCCCCCCCCCCCCUCUGGCAUUCUGGCAGAGAACGGGUUAAUGGUUGGAAAAACGAUCUGUUCUGCUAUUCUAGUUAUUUUAUGUUCUCGAGAGUGGUUGGAAUUUUUUUUUUUUUAAUUUGUAAGGAAUCGUUAAAUAUAGUGAGAUAUCUCUUUACCAAAAAA